Messenger RNA from Oncorhynchus mykiss (rainbow trout), 11953 nucleotides. RefSeq names its product myosin IXAb (gene myo9ab). Gene Ontology annotation, molecular function: actin filament binding; microfilament motor activity; ATP binding. NCBI's taxonomy places the organism in Eukaryota, Metazoa, Chordata, Actinopteri, Salmoniformes, Salmonidae. Gene Ontology annotation, cellular component: actin filament; myosin complex; axonal growth cone. Gene Ontology annotation, biological process: establishment of epithelial cell apical/basal polarity; intracellular signal transduction. The record is from RefSeq and is a predicted model, not a curated record.
CUCCAGCUCUGCUGCCAAACCCCACACACAAACGCUCACUUCCCUGUCAUUCCCUGGACAGAGGGCUGAGGUAGAGAGAGAAGGAAAGAGGGAGAGAAAAGGAGUGCAGGAGGGACGUGGGGGGAAAAAGGCUGCGUGUCUGUUUUGCAGAUGAGUAUGUCCUCAUGGCGGUCUGAUUUUGACCAGUGAGGAUCUCUUUUUUUUGUGUGUUUUGUUGUUGUUGAAGCAAUCUGUCAUUUGUACACAAUCUGUGCUUCUGGAUUUUUGUCAUUCUACAAUUCUACAUUGGACUGGAGUUGGUUAAGGAUGUUGACUCCUCUCAUGCUAAAAUUGGAGUUAUUGUCUUGAGUUCCUUGGUCGAGAGCUGCGUCAAAGGAGUGUUUGUUCAAGAUUCAAUGCAAGGUCACUUCAUUGACCAUCCUCUGUGGAUCUCUAGUCACUGCGGACAUUUUGAACGAAGCAAGAUUGGCUACGGAAUCUUUGACUUUGUCCUUCCUUUGGAGAUGACACGCAUGUACAUGCAUACUUCAAACACACUCCUACUCUGAAUGACUCUGCACUCUUUCCUCGCGCACGGAAUUCCUGGAAGAUGUGUGUGUGUGUGUGUGCAGUAGUUCCUGUGAACCGUGCUAGUCUGAUGGAUUCAGGAAUUCUCUCCUGCUCACAUCCUCAUCGGACAUUCCCUGGAAGCCUAAGUCUUUGAAGGCCUUUUUAACCUCUAAAGACCUCCGUAAACUGCACAACCGAACGUCAUCUUCCCGUAAACUCCCAACACACUCCCGACAAUGUCUGAGGCUGAUAUCAUCACUGCUGUAUUCUAGUACGCUCUCAUUCCCAACCAACGUCAGACUGCUCUCUGAGGCGAUUUUCCGUGGAACUCCGGCAGGAUUUGCCUUGUUGAGCUGUGUGGUUUGGUUGUAACUGCAGGGUCCACGUUCCUCUUGUUGGCUCAUGCCUGUUACCCUGCAGGUCAAAGGCUGGAAUGUCCUGAGUCAGUCCCCCGGGCCCAGAGAAGAACUCCCAGCAGCAGCAGCGGCAGCCAGCGCUGAUGGGACCUGCUGCUCCAGUAUGAGCCUUCAAGAUGCCGGCUGCGGCUAUGCUAGCACCAACGCUAACGCCAAUGUGGCGGCUAACACGGCUAGCGGCAGCAUGCGGCGGCGCCUGGAGGACCAGGAGUUCACCCUGCGCGUCUACCCGGGCGCCCUGGCCGAGGGAACCAUCUACUGCCCCGUGGGCGCCCGCAAGAGCACCACGGCUGCCGAGGCCAUCGAGCAUCUGCUGGAGCGCCUCAGCCUGAACGGCACCAAAUGCUACGUGUUAGCCGAGGUGAAGGAGUUCGGCGGGGAGGAGUGGAUACUUAACCCCAGCGACUGCCCCAUCCAGCGGAUGAUGCUGUGGCCCCGCAACGCCCUGGAGAACCGCUGCGGCCUGGGCAGUGGCGAGGACUACCGCUUCCUGCUCCGCGAGAAGAACCUGGACGGCUCCAUCUAUUAUGGGGGGAGUCUCCAGAUGUGGCUGCUUGUGACCGAGGAGCGCCGCCGCAUGGUGGAACGGGGUUUCCUGCCCCAGCCCGCAGGGGGCGAGCACCCUUCCGACCUGUGCGCUCUCCCCGAGCUGACGGAGCGCGCCCUGCUGGAGAGCCUGCGCGCGCGUUUCCGCCAGGAGAAGAUCUACACCUAUGUCGGCUCCAUCCUCAUCGUCAUUAACCCUUUCCAGUUCCUACCCAUCUACAACCCCAAGUAUGUCAAGAUGUACGACAACCAUGCGCUGGGCAAGCUGGAGCCGCACAUCUACGCGGUGGCGGACGUGGCGUACCACGCCAUGCUGCAGCGACGGAGGAACCAGUGCAUCGUCAUAUCCGGCGAGAGCGGCUCGGGGAAGACCCAGAGCACCAACUUCCUGAUUCAUCACCUGACCGCCCUCAGCCAGAAGGGAUUUGCCAGCGGGGUGGAGCAGAUCAUCCUGGGGGCGGGGCCUGUGUUAGAGGCAUUUGGGAACGCCAAGACAGCUCACAACAACAACUCCAGCCGCUUUGGCAAGUUCAUCCAGGUCAACUACCAAGAGAGUGGUACCGUCCGGGGAGCGUACGUGGAGAAGUACCUUCUAGAGAAGUCACGUCUGGUCUACCAGGAGCACAAUGAAAGGAACUACCAUGUGUUCUACUACCUGUUGGCCGGAGCCAGUGAGGAGGAGAGGAAGGCCUUCCACCUGCUCAAACCUGAGGAGUACCACUACCUCAACCAGAUGACAAAGAAAUCUCACAGACUCCACUGGGAAAAUUACUAUGAGAGCGAGCUGCAGGACUGCUUCACUGUGGAAGGGGAGGACCUGAAGCACGACUUUGAGCGGCUGCAGUUGGCUAUGGAGAUGGUGGGGUUCCUGCCUGCCACACGCAAACAGAUCUUCUCCCUGCUCUCUGCUAUCCUCCACCUGGGCAACAUCCGCUACAGGAAGAAGUCCUACAGGGACGACUCCAUAGACAUCUGUAACCCAGAGGUGCUGCCCACCGUCUCGGAGCUGCUCGAGGUGAAGGAGGAGAUGCUGUUCGAGGCUCUGACCACCAGGAAGACUGUCACGGUGGGAGAGCGGCUGAUCGUGCCAUACAAACUGGCAGAGGCUGGCACCGUGCGGGACUCCAUGGCCAAAUCCCUGUAUAGCGCCCUGUUUGACUGGAUCGUCUUCAGGACCAACCAUGCCCUGCUCAACAACAAAGACCUGGAGGACAGUGCCAAGAUUCUUUCAAUUGGAGUGCUGGACAUCUUUGGCUUUGAAGACUACGAGAACAACAGCUUUGAGCAGUUCUGCAUCAACUUUGCCAACGAGAGGCUCCAACACUACUUUAACCAGCACAUCUUUAAGCUAGAACAAGAGGAGUACAGGGCAGAGGGCAUCAGCUGGCACAACAUCGACUACAUCGACAACACCGGCUGCAUCAACCUCAUCAGCAAGAAGCCCACUGCGUUGCUCCACCUGCUGGACGAAGAGUGCAAUUUUCCCCAGGCCUCUAACCAGACCCUGCUGGACAAGUUCAAGCGGCAGCACGAGGGGAACAGCUACAUCGAGUUCCCCGCAGUCAUGGAGCCGGCCUUCAUCAUCCACCACUACGCCGGCAAGGUCAAAUACGGGGUCAAGGACUUCAGGGAGAAGAACACGGACCACAUGCGUCCGGACAUCGUGGCCCUGUUGAAGAGCAGUAAGAACGCCUUCAUUUGUGGCCUGAUGGGCAUCGACCCCGUGGCCACCUUCCGCUGGGCCGUGCUCAGAGCCUACUUCAGAGCCAUGGUGGCCUUCAGGGAGGCCGGGAAGAGACACACCGACAAAAAGACUGGGAAUGAUGCUGCUGUACCAUGUGUCGUCAAGAGCGUGGACAGCUUCAGCUUCCUCCACCACCCUGUGCACCAGAGGAGCCUGGAGAUCCUGCAGAGAUGCAAAGAUGAGAAAUACAGUAUCGCUAGAAAGAAUCCCCGGACCCCCUUGUCAGACAUCCAUGGCACCAACACACUGAACGAGAAAUCCGCCAGGGAUGGUUAUGGUGUGGGCUGUAACGGGCGUAGCUCCAUACAGGGUCGUCUGUCUUCCUCAGGCUCGGAGUUCGAUGACGGCGUCUUCGUCAACUCCACUAGCAGCAAGCUCCUGGAGAGAGCGCAGGGCAUCCUCAUGCGGAACAAAAACUAUAAGUCCAAGCCCUGCCUACCAAAGCACCUGCUGGACGUGAAGUCUCUGAGGUACCUGAGCAGUGUGACCCUCCACGACCGCAUCACCAAGUCCCUCCUCCACCUGCACAAGAAGAAGAAACCGCCCAGCAUCAGCGCCCAGUUCCAGGCCUCCCUGAACAAGCUGAUGGAGACCCUGGGUCAUUCGGAGCCCUACUUUGUCAAGUGUAUCCGCUCCAAUGCAGAGAAGCUCCCACUGCGUUUCAACGAUGCCCUGGUGCUCAGGCAGCUGAGGUACACAGGUAUGCUGGAGACCGUCCGCAUCCGCCAAUCAGGAUACUCCAUCAAAUACACCUUCCAGGACUUUGUGCGUCACUUCCGUGUGCUCUUACCAGACAGAACUAGACCAACCAAGUCUGGCAUCCGGGAGUUCUUUCGUCAGGUUCACCUAGCACCUGCUGGGUAUCAAGUGGGCAACACAAUGGUGUUCUUGCGGGAGGCAGAGCGGCAGCGGCUGCAGGCCCUGCUCCACACGGAGGUGCUGCGGUGCAUCGUCACGCUGCAGCGCCGCUUCCGAGCCCGGCUGGAGAGGAAACACUUCAUCAGGAUGAGACAGGCCGCUGAUGUCAUCCAGAGGUGGUGGCGGGGCUGCCUGCUCAGACAGUCGGAGGCGGCAGUGGACCCAGCCGUCCAGGAGGAGGCAGCAGUGUGCCUGCAGGCAGCAUGGAAGGGCUACAGGGAGCGCAGGCUGUUCCUGCAGUGGCAGGACUCUGCCCUGAUAAUACAGAGGAGCUGGAGAAACAUCAGCCGGCGCAGGGUUCUAGCGGCCAUUACGGUGCAGACAGCCUGGCGGGCCUACAGAGAGAGAGCCCACAAUUGUAGGACACACAGUGCAGCGACACUGCUACAGGCAGCGGGUAGGGGCUACCUGGCACGCCUAAGGUUCACAGAACUAAAAGAGCAGAGUAUGCAUGAAAAGCAGUUGCUCAAUGGACAAAGGAGCCCCACCACAGAAGAAAGAAAGCCAGAGAGGACCAUUGGCCUGGAUACUGACACCUCGGACGAACAGGUCCUCGAGAUCAACCACAAUCAUGACAUCCAAGAUGUCUCCACAGUCUGGCCUACUGAAGACUCUAAGGAGUCUAAGUCGGCGUGUUUAGUGAAGGAGGAGGAAGAAGGAGAGAGCGAGAGAAGCCAGAGUAUAGAGGAGCCCAACUGCCACAAGACGCGGGCCAAGAGACAGAGCCGGCGCAUGAGGGAGCUGGAGCAGGCCCAGUUCAGCUUGGAGCUACUCAAGGUGCGGACCCACAGCACAGGAGGGACUCUGCAAGAGGAGGAGACCCCUGUACCCCCGUGUCCGGACAGCACCCCCUGUCCCCUGGACGACCACCAGCCCUCCUCGCCCCACCGGUGCUUCCCCGUUAGCCACGGGAGCUUUGAGCUGCUCGACACCACCAUGGAUGUGGAGGCGGGAAGGCCUGGUUACCCCGGUUGCCAUGAUACCCAGUCCAUGCCGCUCCAGACCUCUUCCCAAGAGGAUUUGAAUGGACCAAGGUCUCCAGAGUCCCAGCCCCAGCCACAGAAUGACCCGGAGGUGGUAAAUGAGAAUGAUCCAAGCCCCAGGAUGGAGGAACUACCCACCAUGAUACCAUCCCCUAUCAAGGAGGAAGUGGCAGAGGAUCCACAAGCUACCUUCUAUAUCCCCUCUGAGGACCAAAGCCGCGAGCCCAAGCAAGAGAGCCCAGGCAAGCCCGUGAAGGAGAGGCGAGAGUCCGCCUUACGAAGGCCCGUGGUUGUGGUCAUCAGCAUGCAGAAGGAGACCCCUCUGGAGGGGGAGCUGUGGGCGGCGACAGCCCAAGAGAGUGCACUCCAGACAGGUGUGACCACCACUGCCUCCCGCCUUACACCCAUCGCCGGCCUGGAAGUAUCAGAGAAGGCCCAGCCACCCAGGACUGUUACCCAGCCUCGGAGAGACUUAGCUGGGGUAGACAGGUCUAGCUUGGUCCCCUCCUCCACCUCCACCCAUGGCCUUUGUCCUUCCAAGGUAGACAUCCAGAUAGUCCCCGAGCCCAAGGCCCCAUCCGGUGAAGUCCUACCCAGCCAGGUGGAGAGGAAGGCAGGCUGGCCGGUGCAGGACAACUGGGUCUCCACCAACAGUAUCUUGGAGAGCAGGGAAGUUUCCACCAAAGCAGCAGCCAAGGCACCACAGAAGAAGAGCCCGACCCAGACCAUCAUUGUCAGUAUGACCGAGAAGCCCCCCACCAACACCACAUUCUGCUCCCGACGCAAGCUCCCCUUCUCCAAGUCUGAUAAGGACCUGGUGAACCAGGAGCGGUCGUUGGCCAUGCAUAGACAGGAGGCCUCCGCCUCUAGAGCCACCGCUGGACAGAGAACCAAAGAGGUGGGCCGGCCCGGCCCCAAAAAGAAAGCCCGUAUGUCUCGGACCCGUUCUGACUUCCUGACCCGCUGUAACUCCGAGGGGGCGGGCCAGUCGGACGAUGACGACGUCGACACAUUCUACACCCCCGCCCUGUCCCGCACGCUGCCCCUCCUCCCCCCGCCCCCCCUGACCCACCCCAAGGGGGGCACUGAGCCGGCCUGUUACAGUGACUCUGAAAUGGCUUCUCACAAGGAAGAGCAUAAGAAGUUCCACAAGACUAUGUCUUCAGGGGACCUGGGCAAGGUAGCAGCGCUUGGGAAGACAUCCAGUCAGGAUGGAAGCAGAGUGCGAGGGAAGAUGCGUUUCUGGGGCAAGGCCAAGCAUGCAGAGAAGAAGCUGUCCAGAGAGAAGCAGCAGACCACCAGGAGUGAGUCCACACAGGGAGACUGCACCGACAAGACAGAUGGCACGUCAUCUCCCCCCCACAGUCCCGACCUGACUGCAACCAGGGGCCGGGAUUCCAAGGAGAACAAGGACCCCUCUCCCAAAGUGAGGCGGAGACGCAGCGUCAAGAUCAGCAGCGUGGCCCUAGAGCCUGCCCAGUGGCAGAACGAUGCUCUGCACAUCCUCACCAACGCCCAUGACUACAGGAGCAUGAAUGACUUCCUCAUGAAGAAGAUCAAUGACCUGGACUCUGAGGACGGCAAGAAGGACACCUUGGUGGACGUGGUCUUCAAGAAGGCUCUGAAGGAGUUCCGCCUCAACAUAUUCAACUCCUACUCGACUGCUCUGGCUAUGGAUGACGGUAAGAGUAUCCGCUAUAAGGACCUGUACGCCCUGUUUGAACACAUCCUGGAGAAGAGCAUGCGGCUGGAGCAGAGGGACUGGAGCGAGUCGCCGGUCAAGGUCUGGGUCAACACCUUCAAGGUCUUCCUGGAUGAGUUCAUGACCGAGUACAAGCCCAUGGACAGCACCAUCGGCAAGGCCCCCAAACCAGAACGCAAGAAGAGGAGGAAAAAGGAACCUGACAUUGUUGAGGAGCACAAUGGGCACAUCUUCAAGUCCACCCAGUACAGCAUCCCCACCUACUGCGAAUACUGCUCCUCUCUUAUCUGGAUGAUGGACCGGGCCUGCGUUUGCAAACUGUGUCGGUACGCCUGCCAUAGAAAGUGCUGCUCUAGGAUGACCACGAAAUGUAGCAAAAAGUACGACCCGGAACUGUCGUCCAGGCAGUUUGGCGUGGAGCUGUCUCGUCUGACCAGCGAGGAGAGGACAGUGCCCCUGGUGGUGGAGAAGCUCAUCAACUACAUUGAGAUGCACGGCCUCUACACCGAGGGCAUCUUCAGGAAGUCUGGCUCCACCAAUAAGAUCAAGGAGCUCCGGCAGGGGCUGGACACAGAUGUGAGCAGCAUGAACUUGGACGAUUACAACAUCCAUGUCAUUGCCAGCGUGCUCAAACAGUGGCUCCGCGACCUGCCCAACCCUCUGAUGACCUUUGAACUCUACGAGGAGUUCCUCCGAGCCAUGGGCCAGCCAGACAAGCGGGAAGUGAUCCGUGGGGUGUACUCUGUGAUUGACCAGCUCAGCCGAACCCACCUGAGCACCCUGGAGCGCCUCAUCUUCCACCUGGUCAGGAUCACUCUGCAAGAGGACACCAAUCGUAUGUCGGCCAACGCCCUGGCCAUAGUUUUCGCCCCCUGCAUCCUCCGCUGCCCCGACACCAUCGACCCCCUGCAGAGUGUCCAGGACAUCGGCAAGACCACCGCGUGUGUGGAGCUGAUCAUUGGAGAGCAGAUGAAUAAGUACAGGGCCAGACUGAAGGACAUCAACAGUCUGGAGUUUGCUGAGAACAAGGCCAAGAGCAGACUGACACACAUCAGGAGGUCCAUGAAACCUGUACUAAUCGCUGUUAGGUUUAUUGGCAUAACCCGCACAGCCACCCCGGGCAAAGGUGGUCUUCGGAGGGGUAGCAGCCACCACACGCCCUCCCCACCCCUCAGCCCCAGAGCGGUCCCGGUGGACGGGGACAGUGCUGGGGAGGAGGGGGCAGAGCCAGGGCUGACGGAACAGCAGCAGGCCGCCAUGCAGCAAGAGGAGAGGGUCCUCACCGAGCAGAUCGAGAGCCUGCAGAGAGAGAAGGAGGAGUUGACAUACGAGAUGUUGAUGUUGGAGCCGCGGGCGUCUGAUGAUGAGACUCUGGAGUCGGAGGCCUCGAUAGGAACAGCAGACAGCUCUGAGAACCUCAGCAUGGACCAUGAGGGAGCCGCCUCCUACCCCUCUGGCACCUACCGCUCCCGGAAGCCUGAAGCCAAGAGCCGCCGCGGCCUCCGGAGACAACCCGACUCUGUGGACUCGGUCGACUCCAUCUUGUCCACCGCCUCUUCCUCGCUCUCCUCUUCCUCCUACCACCCCUCCUCCUCGGUUAUCCCUCCUUCCCCCAACUACCGCUUCCGCUCCUCCUCAUCCGGCCCCCUGCUCGCCUCCUGCUCAUCGGGCCUAGGAGUCCCCGUAGUGCAGUCUGAGGGGGACCCGAGGGGCACUGUGGGGGUGAAGAGUCGCCACCGCCUCCGGCUGAGUAGGAGCUCGCCGCGUGAAGCCCCCGAAGGCCACAGGAGGGAGUCUGACUUCAGCUCGCCGCCCCAACAGCUGGUUCUGUAUGGCAGUAACGAGUUUAUGGUGUGAGGGAGAGUGGCGGAGAGACGAGACAUCCGAACCGCCUUCUAUCCCCCAUGCCGAUAGAAUGUGUAUGAGGAAGGGAGGAAGGGAGUGAAACAGGGCUGGAAUGGGCCAUGUAGGCAUCCAUCUCUCACUUCUGUCCUCCCCUAGCUGUGCUCACCUCUCUACUUCUUCCCUGUGCCAGUCUUGCCUUGGAGGUCUGCCGCCGUCCCACGAUGCAGUUCGGCGCCAUCCGCUUGGUGGGAGUGGGCUGAGAGUGAAGUGAAAGAUGAUGAACGGAGAGGGAGAAAGAGAGAUGGGAUGAAUGAACGAAAGAAAUAGGAAGCCUCGGGAACGAAGAUGGAGGCAUGUCAGGAGGCUGUAGAGGAAUAAAAUGGCGAGAGAGAUACGGAGAGUGAAGUGAAAGAUGAUGAGCGGAGAUGGAGAAAGAGAGAUGGGAUGAAUGAACGAAAGAAAUAGGAAGCCUCGGGAACGAAGAUGGAGGCGUGGCAGGAGGCUGUAGAGGAAUAAAUGGGCGAGAGAGAGACGGAGAGUGAGGAAAAGGAUGAGGGCGGCUGCCUUGACUCACCUGUCUUUUUAAACUUUGACCUCCAAGCCCCUUGACCCCUGCUGGAGCCUCAGGGGCACAGAGGGGCUGGAGAGAAUGGAAAAAAAAUAGAAGCUACAGCGCCAUCUUUUGAGUGGAGGUCUAAAGUGGUUUGAGCCACUCAAAAGCAGAGUGACUGACUGAGAGUACUGUCCACCAUUUUGAUAAGAAGCACUCCGCUACUCUCACAUCUGCUUUCAAGUUUACACGAUACAGCCUCUCCACAAGGCUGCAUGCUCCUUCAUUACACUUGUUUCCUAUGCCUGUUCAAGAGACUACUGUGGUGAUAUGUUAUAAAUGUGUAAUAUGACAUUACUAUUAUUAUUAUGUUAUUAAAAAUAUGUAAAUAGAAGGAACUCCAGUGCUACUGGGUCGUCCAGUGUUUAUAAUAACUGUGUCUUGUCAGGAGUCUUUUGCAAAGUGAAGUUUAUGGGAUUCAGGUUAUGGUUUUGUUUGUCGUUUUGUUUUGUUGAUUUUUAACAAGGUUGGUGCUAUCCGGGAUCUUUGGGACGUCCCUACCCUAAACACUAACCCUUAUCCUAACCCGCACUAUAACCGUAAACCUUACUGAAACGUAACCAUUUUUUUUAUUUCAACUUCAAUGGGGGGUAGGGACGUCCAAAGUAUCCCUGAUAGCACAUACCAUUUUAACAGAGCCACUUGAUGUGUUCAGUUGGUGCCACUUCUUCUCAUGUGAAAUAAUGCAUGUGGUGCAACAAGGGAUUGACUUUCAGACACUUACGAUCAUCACAUCACUGUUGCCAUUGUGUUUGACACCGCGACUGCGGUGUUCAAUGUUUAUCAGCCAUAAUGUAUUGUAAUGCCUUUCUCCUCCAUCCGUCGUUUGUCUGUCCCCGUCCCCUGUCCCCCGUCCCCACACACAAUUCUACGUUGUUCUGAGACAUCAGUGUUAAGAGUAACCAAAUCAGGACUUGAAUUUAUUUUGUCUUUUUAUUGGUGUUUCAUUAUUGUUGUUGUUAAAGUUGCCAUUGAGGCUAUUGUCAGCUUUACUUGCGUGGUAAGGGGGAUUUUGUUGAGACAAAAUACAUUUUUAUCGCCUAUCUGUACCAAGAGGUGUGUGUGUGUGUGUGUGUGUGUGUGUGGUUGGUUGGUUGGUUAUCACUACUGCUCUGUUCAUUUGAUGUCAACACAGUCCAACCUUUACGACAGACAGACAGACACACACACACACACGCAGUCCUCUGCUAUGUAUGUCCCAUACAACCUUUGAGCCAGCCAAAUCCUUCGCCUCUGAUUUUGACAUUGGUUAAAAUAUGAAUGAACCUUUCCAUCCACUUCACUACCGGGCCUUCCUGAACAGUAGCAUUUACUCCAUGCUAAAUGUGUAUUUAAAUGCCUCGCAGAGAAAAGGCAAUCGGUUUCAAUUGUCCAGUGUGUUUCAACAGAAGAUAACUCUCUGGUACUGUAAGAUAAAUACCGCUGUACUCUCACUCUCUAUACCGUGCAAUAUCCUAUGUGCCCUGUAGGGGGACCUGUCUGUCUGUCUAUCUAUCUAUCUCUUCUCACCAGUACUUAACCUGGAGUUAAAUCAGUAUUAUAGUCUUGCCAUUCCUGUACUGUACUUGCCAUCCAAUGCAAUACAACAAGGACACAUCUGAAACAACACAAUCAAAGUCUUGACAUAGAAAAGGUGUAGGACUUGAUCGCAGAAUAGUCGUCAUAAUGAAUAGGGAAUUUCAUGUAGCCCUAUGUGUUUUGUCACAAGCUUGCCUCUUCUUCAGUGUGCGUUGUUCCAUCCAGAUUCUCCACUGUGUCCCAAAACCCUUUAGAGACUUUACUUGCUGCUUGUUGUCUACUAUUCGGGUGAAGCAGCUGAACCAUGGUGGUAUUUUAGGGAGCAGGCACCUCGAUUCAGUCACAACCAAACCUGGGUUGUAUGCAUUAGGCACCGAAUGAAAGAAAACUGACUGAAACAGGAAGGGACUACCCGAACUGACUACCAAUAAGAACCGCUUGUUUUUGUUUUACGUCGCAACGCUUUUUGCUACGGUGUGCCCUAAUGAAUACGACCCUGGUUAUCAGAAAGAGCACUCAGAAGUUCAGUUUCGAGAGGGGAGCACUGAGGGUUGUUGAGGGGCGUGGGAGAAAAUAACCAUUCAUGCUGGUCAAAAACCCACACUAAGCACGGGAUUUGUACACCCUAAGGCUGGCAUUGGCGUACUGCUAAAGUGAAUGUACCUAUCACUGGAAGGCAAUGCUCUGCUUUCUCUUGUCGUUUUGUUGUUAUUUUUAUAUACAGUAUGUAUAUUGUAUUUAUGAUCAUGCUUACGAGUGUACAUUGAAGAGGGGGGGAAAAAAGCCUGUAAUUAAAAGGAUAUAUUAUCCUGUGUAUGACUCCUUCUAUAAUAUUAAUCAUAUUUAAUGUUUUUUUACAGGCUCAAAAAAAAAACUCAUGUUUGUGCUACAGCAAAAAUCCAACUUGAGCAAUUGUAUCUUUUUGUGUGUGUGUGCUACUCUGGACACAGUUGUAUGUAUAAGGUGCAAUUUGUCUAAUAUUUCUUUUUUUUUAUUAUAUAAAUUAUAUGUCUAUGGUAAAAAUAAAAAUAAACAAAUUUAUGGGGGAAAAAAUCAUGUGCUUAUUAAAAAGGCCAAACUGUUGUGAAUUGUGUGAUUAAAAUACAGUGCAUUCGGAAAGUA